Halteromyces radiatus is the source of this 1812-nucleotide messenger RNA. RefSeq lists its product as uncharacterized. NCBI's taxonomy places the organism in Eukaryota, Fungi, Mucoromycota, Mucoromycetes, Mucorales, Cunninghamellaceae. The transcript has 8 exons. Gene Ontology annotation, biological process: activation of GTPase activity; regulation of small GTPase mediated signal transduction. The coding region runs from base 1 to 1812 and encodes 603 amino acids. Gene Ontology annotation, cellular component: cytoplasm. Gene Ontology annotation, molecular function: GTPase activator activity. The record is from RefSeq and is a predicted model, not a curated record.
AUGGCAAUUGAAGCAACACUGGGGGUUGACUUGGAUCAAUUGACAUUAUUGAAUCAUUCGUUUGUAGUCAGUACUGGUAUAGAACAAGAUCUUCUUCGAUUGGAUCAUAAUUUGAUCCAAACGCAAUUCAAAUGUGGCGUACUAUGUAUAAAAGAUGGUCAAAGCAAGGAAGAAGACUGGUUCUCUAAUGAAAAUACAUCGAAUUCAUUUACUGAAUUUCUGGAUUGUCUUGGUGAAAAGAUUACUUUGAAAGGUUACCAUGGGUGGGCAGCAGGUCUGGACACAAAAAGUGGUGAUUCUGGUGAAUAUACAAUAAAAUCUAAAUGGCAAGAUCAAUAUGAAGUAGUGUAUCAUAUUUCUACUUGGAUUCCUUCUCUUGGUGAUAAACAACAUAUACAAAGAAAACGGCAUAUUGGCAAUGAUGUUGUUUGCAUAGUAUUUGUAGAUGGUCAUCAACCAUUUGAUCCUGCAGCCAUCAAAUCACAAUUCUUGCAUGUGUUUAUAGUUGUACAUCAAGAAGAAUGGGAUGGAGAUAUCUGUUGGAGGGUGGAAGUGACUGGAAUCAAGGAUGUACCUCUUUUUGGUCCACCACUAACGAAACAACAAAUGUUUUUUGAUAAACAAAGUCUUCAUGAUUUUUUGUUGGCCAAAGUGAUCAAUGCGGAAUAUGCUGCGACUUUGAAAUCAUCUAAAUUUACCAACUUAUUGGACCGUGCACGACAAGGUACUUUGAUGAAUGUAGUGAAUUCUGCUUUGAAGAAUCAUCAUCCUAUUGGAAAACAGAAAUCCUUUAUUCAACCUUCAAGUUUUUUCAAGGAUUUCAUCUCUGAUAGAAGACGUAGUACUCAAGAUGCAUUUUCUGCUGAUUAUUCCAUCGGUUCACCUUCAUUCUCAAUGUCAUCUUCAUCACCUACAACUUCUACUUGUUCUAGUCCAACUGAUGACCUCAUAGAAGAGAAUAUGGAUUACCUUUAUGAUCAAGAUCAAUACCCAUCACCAGAAGUCUUUGACGCCAUUGUACAAGAUUACCUUCAAAAUCUAUCUUCCAAAAAAAGAGAUAAAGCUUUGGUGGAUCAACAACGUUAUGGUUUGAUAUUACAAGUCUUGAAAGAUCCUCGUAAUACAGCUAUCAGUACCGCUCAAUUCCGAUUUUGGGUGAAAAAGAUGUUCCAUCUUCAUGGAUCAACUGUUUGUCAUGAUGAUAAACCUGUGGCUAUGCAAGAACAAAUUUAUCCUAUUUUAAUUCGUGCUCAUCGUGAAGCUCAUCAUGGUGGAAGAGAUAAAACAUCAGCUUUGGUCCGCAAGCGAUAUUCUUGGAUUCCAAAAGAAUUGAUUGCUCGUUUUGUACGUCGUUGUCCAUUUUGUAUUUCUCGUCGAAAUGGUCAUCUUACUCGUCAAACCAUUCCUUCCAAACCGACAAGGAAAAAACGUGAUCCUAUCUAUUAUUAUGAUCAACCAUCUGAAACCAUUUCUUCUUCUGAUUGGACCCAACAAACCACUCCAUCAUCGAUAAUGGCUGCCACUAUCGCUACUUCUGCCGCCGCUUCUGUUGUUUCCACUCAAUGGAUGCAAUCUUCGUUUUAUUAUUAUUAUUCUCAACCACAGCAUCAACUUAUCUCUUCUUCUUCUUUUAGUGAAAUACAGAAAGAUCCAAUGUGUUCAACGCAGCAACUAAAUACAUUUUAUACGGAUCUUCCCUAUGAUGAUCAAUCAACAAAACCAACUUCAUAUGCUUCUUCUAUGACUUCCAAACCAAUGUAUGUGUUGAAUCCAGACUCGAUGGAUUUACUUUCUCAUGGUCCUUUUGUCUGA